Molecule: messenger RNA, 7657 nt
Organism: Dunckerocampus dactyliophorus (ringed pipefish)
Lineage: Eukaryota; Metazoa; Chordata; Actinopteri; Syngnathiformes; Syngnathidae
Gene: wdpcp
Product: WD repeat containing planar cell polarity effector
Exons: 28
Coding region: 1154-3214 (686 amino acids)
Biological process (GO): cilium organization; establishment of protein localization; nervous system development
Cellular component (GO): axonemal basal plate
Source: RefSeq, a predicted model, not a curated record
CACAGCAGUUAGUACUAUUAGCAUUGAUUUCACACUGGGGCGACAGGUAUGGAGGUGCCACUUUGAUUGAGGAACGCACACCGGAUGUUGUCGACAUUCUUGUCAAUGGGAUUAACUUUCAGGAAUUAGGUUAAAUAUAAACUCUUUGCACUGUCCAUACAUCCAGUACAUAACCGUAUCGGGAAAAACACGUAUCACCUUAAUCGCGACACUUAACAUUCGGUGUACAGUUUUUGGAAACUUUCAAGGAAGAUAGAACAUGCAGGUAUUCAACACAAUGCUUGACGGUGUUAUAUAAUCAAAGUCAGACGUAUAUAAUCAUCACAGUAUUUUACAUGCAGUCUACAAAGUGUUAAAACCUGUACUUUGUAACGUGAAUAAGAAUAUGUAGACCGUACAUUUGCUGUAUGCACUUACCAUGUCCACUUAUUAAUAGCGUCAAAUCGGACUGCCUCAGCCGCACUCGGUUAGACCGGAGUGAGGGCACCAGUUAAAAAAAAGCAAGUAUCGCGACAUUUGGAUGGACCAAAUGGGAUUUGUAGUCUUUAUAAUGUUAUUUGUAGUUCUGAGAUAAACGUAGCUACCAGCGGCAGGCUUUUCGGGAACGUUGUCAUAACAGACACUUCCUACAUUAUUAGACUUGUGGUAGUGCUGCGAAAAGCUCACUCUUUUCCUCCCAAGUCACAGUUUGAUACCGACGGCUUAGCACGUUAGCAUAGCCAUCACAGUGGAGCUUGUUGCGUAGCGACGCUAUGGCGUGUAAACGGUUAGCAUCUAACCGCUAACAAACUUUAGACAUGUUGUGGACAGUGACCCUCGGGUGGCGCUUGUUUUGGAGUGCGUGUAAAUGUUUACUGGGAAUGUGUGUUGUUUAAAUGACGUUUGAUGUCGUGGAUAUCUUCAAAGUGUGCAAUGAAAACAACAAAAGUUUGACAGCAGAUGCGAAUGAACUGAAGCACCGGAAAAUAGCAACUACUUCUGGAGACAUCUGGAGUGGUACCAAGGCCUACUGUUUCUGGCUGUGGUGCCUUGUUUUUGGUUGAGAGGCCCAUGCCAGGCCCUUUUCUCACCACGCUGAAGCCCGAGAAGCCCUAGAAGAUCAAUUUAGGAGGACCCUGGGGUUAACCAGACACCGUAGAAAGUUUCAUCUUCCAUGGGAUGUGAAGGGAGCAACCACAUCUACAAUACACAUCUGCAGUUGUCUUGGAACGCUCCCGCCUUCACGUUUUGGCCUCGGCAGAAUCGGGUUACGCUCGUCCGUCAGAUGGCGUUCUGCCUGGCUGAGCUGCACUUGUUGUCCACCAAGAGCUCACUCCAAGUCAAAGAUACAGAUAUUGGCACGUAUCAGUACUACGAUAAAGGGGAGCCAGCCAAUCUCCUGGAGCAUCACUAUUACAAUGAGAAACUGCAGUUCAGUGAAGCUCGAGGCUACUCGUGGACCCCCGUGAACCGCCGACCAGAGAGGCUGCGUGAUUCGCUGAAGGAGCUAGAGGAACUGUUGCAGACCAAUACCUGCCUUCACACCAGAUGGAGGAACAAGCAUUGCUGCCAGCUCAUACUGGGCAGUGGCAUACUGGUGACCUUGACCCUCAGCGGGCUCCAACUUGAGCAAGUGUGCAUCGACCGAGUGCUCGUGGGCCGACUGCCAGGCGACACCUUGACUGGUGCGGUGCUGAGCGACCGGCUGAUUCUGCUGUCCUUCCUAAAGCAGAGCCAAGUGGCAGCUGUUUUCCUCAGCAAAAAGAACCAGGACUCCCAGGAGGCUGGCAGGGACACAGACAAACUCUCAGCCUCUGAAAUCAAGGUGAAAUGUGUGGAACUAUCAGGGUGGGCACAUGGCCCCCACCAAGGUGUGGCUCUCAACCGCUUACAGGACGUGGCGCUGUGCUGGUGGAGGUGUAGCGAGCAAGAUGAGGAGCAGUUGCCCUGGGCCCCUGCAAACGUGCACAGGAACAAUCUGGUCCUGUUGAGCUGCUCGCCCUCGGAGGGUCUCCAGGUCCUCAGCUCUUCCCAGACAGAAGGUGACCUCCUAGACUGCAGCUUUAGUCAGCUUCAGCCCUACCACCUGCUGACGGUAGAGGCACCUGCUGGACCCCAAGCAUCCAAGGAGGGAUCCUGGGCUAAAUCCUCUGUGUUUGAAUGUCAGAGAGGACGACUGCACCGCCUGUCUGUCACUCGUAUCCCGCUACCUUCCCAUCCCAUAUCCUGCUCACGUCACCCCAAUGAAAGCGCACUCCUCCUCGGUCUUAGUGACGCCUCCCUGGUCCUCUACGACCAGCGACGGGGUGUCUCACUUUUGGCCUCCUGUCUUGUGCCGCCCACCCUCCUUGCCUGGCAUCCUGCUGGAGCCAUGGCCAUGGCGGGGGCAGCACAGGGCGAGCUGAUGUGCUUUGAUGUGGGCCUGGCACCCCUCAGCAUGGCACUGGUGGCAGAAGAGGUGGCUCCGAUGUCUACGCUGCAACUGGCCCAACAUCUACGCUGCCCUGGGGGCCUGCAGAGACUACAGUGGGCAACAGGUCCAGAAGGUGGCGAUGAGAGGGCCGAUACGCUCAUGCUGGCCUUUCAUGGAGGACCAUUAGCAUCCUUAGGAUUCCGACUGGGGGCUCUGACUGGGGGCCAAAUGGGCCCAGGUGAGCUUCUCCAGCAGCGGCUGCAUUGUGGUCAGGUCCGAGAGGCCCUCAGCAUCCUGGAGGCCAUGGACUGGAGCAUCAUGGGAGACGAGUGCUUCCGAGGCCUGAGCUCCAUCACUAACCACCUGCUGAGGCUCCCGCUGGAUGCACAGACCGAAGCACAGCUGGAAGCCACGUUAGGAGUUUUUUAUGCCCCGUCUACGCCCCUGCCUGGUAACGUUAUGUUGGACUACAAGGAGCCAAUCAGCCGAUACGCACGUCGCUUUUUUCACCACCUUCUCAGAUAUGAACGCUUCGAGAAGGCCUUCCUCCUGUCCAUAGAUUUACAAGCCAAAGAUCUUUUUAUGGACCUCCAUUAUGUUGCCCGCGAUAAGGGUGAGGUGGUGCUAGCGGAGGUGGCCAAGAGGAAGGCCUGUGAAAUGGAGGCGCGGACCCUCGGAGGCGACGAUCCUGUAAGAGAAAGAAAUGGUGUGUAUGCUUUGGCGACAAGGGCCAAAGUACAACAGGACCUUCAGACUCUACCAAAACACUCGCCAAUGGAUGAACCAAUCGGGUCCGAGCUCAGGCGGAGCACACACACGUGACCGUGAACCCAGACGUCCCGAGGACACUGAUACGAGCUGGUCUCACCUUUGUGUCUUACUUAACGCAGCCAACGAGCGAGGAAACAUGGCCGACACUUCAGACAGGCCGCUGACGCUCGGAGACGACCCCCACCACCCCUAAACGGGAAGCUCCCAAUGCCUCGAGGCCAGCAAGUCUCCGCUAAGCUUCCCCUACGGGUGGGUUGGAGACAAGUCGGGACGAAGGACUCGAGGAUGGAAGGCGGCAGCAUUUCUGGAAUGUUCUCAGCCUAGCGUGAUUGGCUCGUGUGUCGGCCUUCACGAGGAACCGGCAACUCUGCCAGAAUCCUGACCUUUGUGUAACCUCGACUGGACUCAAAGGCAUUUUGCCCUGCAGCCUACUUGGGGUCCUACAUGCUUCAGCCUACUACAACUGUUAAAAUAGCAGUAAUAUCUUUAUAGAAUGGUUCUUCGUGUAUGUACAGUUAGAUACGAGUGGUUACUGCAUUUUAAAAUGCUAGUCUGUGGCAAAGCAACAGCUGUAAUUUGAUGUAAAUCAAGGGAUUUGAACCAAGUCAUCAUGCAGAUUGAUUUUGAGCGCCACCUCCUCGCGCAUGAAGAUGUCCGGGUACCGGGUCUUGGCGAACAGGGCCUCCAGGACGUCGAGCUGAGAGCGGGUGAAGGUGGUCCUCUCUCGCCGCUGCUUCCUGGGCGUCGCUGGAGGAGGACAGACGAGCAGAGCCGGGAACCACCUUGCUGAAGUAGAAAAAACUACAAAUAUGGAAGUGUUAUCCUGUCGCCAAACGUCAAGGGAUGCAGCAGGUCCAUGGCGGCGCCGCUGAGCCCCAGGCCGUUGACGCCGUAGGGGGGCUGCUUGAGGUAGGACAUCAUGCUACAGGCGCUCACUGCGCCGCCCAGCUCAGGCCAGUGGCUCGCUCUCCCCCGAUGCUGCAGCUUGGCGGGACAGGCGGGACCAGCCGGCUUACUGGAUACCAGCCCCCCAAAGAAUACACAGAACAAGUUAGCAAAGAGGCUGCAGGAAAAAGAAAUAAAGCCAACAAUUAUCCAGCAGCAGCAGGAAGGACAAGUCCGCCUAUAGUCAGUGUGGUUCGGCCUGCAAAGUUGUCCACAUGUCGGCCCGCAAAGCUCUCCAAGCUCCCCGGCGUCCCCUCGUACUCCGGCGGCCAAACAAAUCAAAGUGAUCGUCAGCUAAUGGAGGCCGAUGUAGAUUGAUCACCUUCUCUCCGCCCCGCGCCUCUAAGAGACGCUCACACCUGCCGGCCCGCCUCCAGCGACCAAUCACAGCAUCACUUCCGCAUGACGGACGGCGAGGCCGGCCAAUGGAGCAGCAGGCUGCUGGGAGAGGAGAGGAUGGAGCAGCAGCGGAUGAAGCAGUGGACAUGGGCCUGCUUUUUAACCACAUUGGAUGGGACCUCGUCUCUUCUGCAAGCUUUUUGGAUUUUUUCCAUGAUGCCAGGUCUCGGACCAGCGCAUCUCGUUUGUUGACCAGCAGGACCAGCUCGUCCAGGAGCAGCUGCUCGCGUCUCUUCUGGGCCUCCGUCUUCUGCCAGUCUGAAACGUCCACACAGACAACAACUCACUCAGAGACACCCGCAACAAGCCUCCCCCCACUUUAAACAUGUUGAGACGUUAGAGGAAAUAUUCAUCUCGCCUUGCCAGCAACUCGUCACCACAUGUUGGAGUGGAAAACAAGCGCAUCUCCAACAUGGCGACAAGACUCUUGUCUAAAUCGAAACACUACCUGCACACGGUUAUCAUUAUUGACUGAACCUCCAAACCACUCUAAUGGACUACAAGUGUGUGAGUGUUUUUUUUACCAAUAUGAUAAGCAUAGAAGCGUAACCUACAUACAUACAGAUGUGACAUACAUUCAAUGAAGCAGAUGCUAAGGUAAAUAGCAUGUUGCUGAAAGCAUUGUGGCUAAUGACUAGCAUGCAUCUUUCAAAGGGUGAGUCUUUUUACUCUAUUUUACUUUUAAAUGGCAUUUAACUUUUUUUUUUUUUUUACGCUUGUAUGACAUUACAGAAUGCGACUCAAAACAGUUGACCCCGGAAGAGACUAUUUCUAUUUCCUAUUGUUUUUGUUUUUGAACUUUUCAUUAACUUUGAAGUGGACCAGCAUCACAGAACGGAUCCUGUUAGACUUUGGAGGACGUGGUAGCCGUUUGAGACUGUGGACUUUGGAUAUGAGACAAGCGUCCAUGUUUGGAGGAAACAUAAAAGCGCUACAAUUAAAAGUGAUUUAAAAAUAAUUUUCAUUUCCUUCAAAUUUUGGAAUCCAUACAGGAGGAAAGAAACCAAAUGAUUUGAAUAAGGACAGCUCAGCAGUAAUGACUAACGAGAUACAGUUGAUCAUGUGACUAACAGAUUUUAGUCUGCGGGGUCUCGACAGGAAGGGGUCCCACAGGGUUCAGGUAGGACCCCGACCCCACAUCCCCCUCAGCCUGUCCCUGGAGGAGGAGGGGCCUGCACACGGGAGAGCGCUGGCUCCCCCCCGAGCUCACAUCCGCCACAACAACCUACGCCCCCCCCAUCAUUAGUGUCACUAAUUAAAACAUUGAACUCGACUUUCGUGGCUCACACUUGAUCAAAUGAAGCUAAAAUUCUGACUCAAAGUUAGCACCUAAUGACUUUUUACAAAUGAAGAUCCAGCAGUCAUGUGACUCAUCAGGUGCAUGGCUGCUAUCCCACCAACCUCAGUGACGAGCCCCGCCCACAACAGGAAGCAAACUAAAAAGACUUCCCACAAAGAAAAACAGGAAUGUAAAAAAAAAAAAAAAGUCAGCCAACAAGCCAGUGUGUAGUGGGGGGGCUGACUGUGCUGUCAAUCAGCCGUGUCAGAGUCCCCGCCUCCCUCAUUAGGAAGGUAAACAAUGAAGAGAUGAUGGACGGGAGCGAGGAAGGCGGAGUAACCAGACACCCCAACAAGCCCCCCUCCCCCUCCCACAGAGAGAAUAUUCAGAUAAGACUUUCGGUAACCAUGUGAGUCGGCACAAGACACACAAGAAUGCGCUGGUCCAAAUCCCCAUGAACCCCCUCCCCCCCCAGGGCCGUAUACACCCCCACCCCCCCACCUCCUUUGCCUUGGUCUCCCCAACAUGCAUGCAUUCAUUACAAAUGAGAAAAACCUUGACUUGGAUCUGGUGGUCAUGAACGCUAAUUUUCAUCAGUCAGGCCGGAAGGAGGUGUGGGUGGGAUUAAGGUUUUGGCUAGGGUUAGGGUUAGAGUUAGGGUUAGGGUUAGGGUUAGGGCCAGGGGUAGGGGUAGGGGUAGGGUUUUUGUCUGAUCCUAUCCCUGAGCAAAACUCUAAGCUCUAACCAAACCCCAAUUUCAUACAUUGUUAUUUAUUUAUUUUACACACACACCCAGGCACACCCAUGCUAUACUGUAACCCAAGUCACAAAUGUCACAUGAUAAACCUCCCCCCUUUGAUUGGCUGUUGCUCCUCUGCGGUAAAGAUGAAAUCCCCACAGGCGGAAGCCAUCGGCGGCUGCUGUUGUGUCUGGCGGCAGACUGCGUCUCAAGCAGCAUACAAAACUGCAUUUUUCAUCUUCAUUACCCAAAUUCCAGAUAAAGUAAGUCAGCGGUAAGAUGCAUAUACAUACAAUAAAGGUACUUAGCAUUUGCACUGGUUAGUUCUAUGCAAAACCUUAAAAAAAAAGGCUGUGAGCGGCCUGAACUGCAUUACAGAAAUGUAUUUUUCUACACUUGCUUGUUAUUGUUGCUGUUAUUUUAUGAUGAAUUGAAUAAAUCUUCCUACUGCUUAAGUUCUUUUAUGUGUUGCCUUCACUUUGGCAGUGCAGUCAUGUGGACAAUUGUUUUCUUUUCUUUCAUAAGUGUAAUGUUUAAUAGCAAACUGGAUGUGUACUUGUAUUGUGGAAAUAAACGCUACGUAGUUUGAUUGCAAUACUAUUGGAUCUAUGAACGGAACUAUUGAUGAAUUAUGUGUCAUUGUCUUUUCUUCUACACUUCAAUCACAUUGAUUGAUUUCAAACCCAUUGUGCUUGUACAUUGUGGCAAGGCAAAACCAUUAAAACAGUCACUUUCCAAAUACUUGUGGACCUUACUUACGUAUUGGUAGAAAAGGAUGUUCACUAGUAAAAUUGGUGGUUACCCUGACAGUAAUAGUCAAAUCCAUACUUGACAUACUCACUCACUGCUACCAAUGAAGUGUGUCCAAACUUUUGACUGGUAUUGUACUUUUACAGGUAUAUACUGUACAUACAAUAUACAGUCAUGGAAAAAAACAUUAGACCACCCUUGUUUCUUCAGUUUAUUGAUUCAUUUUAAUGCCUGGUACAACUAAAGGUACAUUUGUUUGGACAAAUAUGAUGAUGAUGACAAAUAUAACUCAUAAGAGAGUUGAAUGUAAGAGCUGAUGGUUUUCUUGAUAAUAACCAAAUCACUUAAGUUCUUACGUGACUAGCUAUAGCACUGUACUGCC